Schizosaccharomyces cryophilus OY26 is the source of this 2362-nucleotide messenger RNA. RefSeq names its product DUF2009 protein. The transcript has 2 exons. NCBI's taxonomy places the organism in Eukaryota, Fungi, Ascomycota, Schizosaccharomycetes, Schizosaccharomycetales, Schizosaccharomycetaceae. The record is from RefSeq and is a predicted model, not a curated record. The coding region runs from base 93 to 1505 and encodes 470 amino acids.
CACAACUUUAAUCACCGAAAAUAAAGAAUUGUGGAUUCUAAGUUUUUGGUGAAGUGUAUGCACUUACGCUGCACUACUCGAUUAAUACCACCAUGUCAAAAACCGGAUUAUUCACAAAAAGCUGGGUCGAAAAAUCAAAAUUUGUUCCUGUACGUUUAAGCGAAGAUGAACGUCGUAUUCUGGGUUUAUUAGAAGCAGCGCUAAAUGUUAUUGAGUAUACCGAUCAUGUCGAUAUUAUAUCCUAUACAUCAAGGACAAAAUUGAUGGUGACUUAUCUAUCGGAAAUGUGCAGCAUUUUGACAGGCUUAAUUGUUGCAAUGGACGUAAAACUUGGUCGAAGUUUACUGCAAGGAAAGGACCAUGCCACGAACGCAGAUUUCUUCAAAUCGAUAUUUGAAAUAGGUCGACGUUAUAAAAUCAUGAACCCCGAAAAAAUGCGUACUACUUAUGGCGCUAUGAUGUACAUGUGCCAAGAUUCCAUGAUACCUGAUGUCCGUAUGCAAAUGGGCUUUGACUUUUACAUCCCUGUAAAAACCGUUUUUCGUGUUUUAGAAGAGAAUGGUUUGCUAGAUAUUCUUUCUGAAAAGCAGCUUCUAGACACUGCUCUCCAACAAAUAGAUCCCUAUGCUGGUACCUCCUUACGGUCCAAAAUAAAUGAGGAACGAAAAAAAAGCAGUGAUGUUUUGCUCAAAAAAUACGCAAAGGGGAAUGAUGGAAAAAAGAGAAUUUUGGAAGACUGUCUGGUUUCAUUAGCAGAUCAUGAGUCAUUUCUGUUGGCUAAUCGGGUUCCUGUUGAAAAAAUGCGAUCUUAUUUGUAUGAAUUCUUUUCACCACAAGAUUCAAAGAAAGGUGGAAACUUGAAAAUUGGUUUUAUGAAUGGUGCCCGUCUAACACAUGAUCACCGAACGCAAUUUUCUUAUGUUGACCAAAGCUUGCAAUUUUGGUCUUGUAUGAUGGACCAAAUGUUUUUGCUAUGGCUUCAAAGCGAUGCAUCCCUUGUUGACAAAGAUACGAGAUAUUUCAUUUCUGAUACUGGACAAGGUUUGAACCGCGUUCAGGCGUGCCCUUUGCUCCGUACGACGGUUAAUAGAAUAUUGUCCGGAGUACAGCAUGAGCAGGAAUUGCCUUGGAUAGGUAGCUCCGUUGUACAUUUAGGUGAUCGUGCCGUACCUAACGCUUUAAUGUUCAUCGACAAAUACCGCCAAGUCCCUCACAUCUUAACACCUCUUGUAAAGGUAUUACAACAACUGGAAUAUUUGAGAGAUCCCUUCUUGGUACAAUACAUUGAAGAAGAAUAUGGAAGCAUUAGAGGUCUGCAGCAGACUUUACUACUGGAUUUUUUCAAACAUGCAUUCGAUGGACGUGGUGCUGACAAUUGGUACGACGCUGGAAGUUGUAUUGACGGCCGGUUAACCAGCGCUUGGAAUUGGACAAACGAGAUUUCUAAGAAAAAGUAUUACCGUAUCCUUCUCAUGUCUGGGUUCCUAAAUUUUGAAGGUAUUUAAUUUCUACUACCCUUACCCUCCAGAAAAGCUACAAUUGCUAUUGGUUGCAAGUUUUCCAAAAAUAUAGACCCAAAUUUUAUUUAACCCGAUUUUGAAACAUAGAAAAUAAUCAAUAGCUGAAAAUUGACCUUUGAAAAAUAGUUAAGUACCGAAAGUACUAACCUCAAAUUAAAGUGUUCGGUUUUAAUUUACAUAACAUAAUCAACAAUAUAGGAUUCUUCCAACAAAUCAUUAAUCCUUGAAAGAUGACGCUGGGUAUAUGGAAACAUGCUAUCAAAAAUUCCUUUUAUUCCCGGAAUUUCCAAAAGAUGUUUAGGGGGGUAAGCGUGUAGAAGUAGAUGUAGCAGCCUCUGUGCAACCAUGCUAGUUUUGUUAUUAACAUUCCAAUCACGGAUGCGUUGAAAUAAAAUUGUUAACUGAUUAUCACUCAAAUCUGAUACCACCUUAUCCACGUCGGCGUUACCUGUAAUACUUCCUUUUUGAUGUGGAGAAUUCAUGACUCGUUCAAAAAGGCGUAGUAAACCGAGAGGUCUAUCCAAUGACAAUGCCAACGCAAUAGCAUUCCGCCAAUCUUCAGCCUUUUCGUAAUUAGCCAGUGAUUGUUCGGCCUCGACACGACGUUCGAGUUCCUCAGCUUCCUCAGCAGCAUGCUCUUCUGUGACAUCUUGCCAAACACUUACGACAGCAUCGGCACCACCAGAUACGAUGCGAGCACCAUCAUCACGAACUGCUACAGCCCAAACUCUGUCCUCAUGGUUAUCCAAUGUUGCGACGCAUUCACCCGAGGCUAUGGACCAAACCUUUACAAGACCGUCGGCGGCAGCACUAAUAAGUUGUGUGCCCCUUGAUAUAUAAGC